AUGGACCGAAGAGAUGCUACACUCCUUGGUUCCCUGCUGUUGUGUAUCAUCACUCAGGUGUGCUGCCAGCUAUGCGGGGGCCCGUGUCACAACUGCCCCUGGCCCGCACCACGCUGCCCUUUGGGGGUGUCCACGGUGCUGGAUGGGUGCCGCUGCUGCCAGGUGUGCGCCAGACAGGAGGGCGAAGACUGCACGGAGAGGUUUGUGUGUGACAGCCAGCAGGGCCUGCAGUGUGACUACAGCGCCAGCUACCCCGGUGGUCCUGGAGAGUGUGUCAGCCAGAACAUGCUGGGAUGUGAACUGAACGGCAUGCGCUUCGAGGAGGGCCAGACAUUCCAGCAGUCGUGUGCACAGCUGUGCCACUGCCUGGGUGGCGGGGUGACCUGUGUGCCACUGUGCAGCGAUGACCUACAGGUUCCUGCCGCAGCCUACUGCCCCAACCCUCAGCUAGUGCGCCAGCCUGGGAGGUGCUGCAGGGAGUGGGUCUGUGAAAGCCUGGACAACAACAUUUACCCAGACACUAUGGCUGCAGGUAACCCAGUGGAGAAACCACCAGAGAGGGAGAGGGUGCGUCACGGAUUUCGUGGUGAUGGUGGUGGGGCUCAGUCUCAGGGCCAGGGCCUGAACUCCAACUGCAUUGAGCAGAGCACAGACUGGAGCCCCUGCUCCAGCAGCUGUGGCCCAGGUGUCUCCACCCGCAGCUCAAACAAGAACCGGGCCUGCCGCCUGCAGACCCAAACCAGACUGUGCCAAGUCAGGCCAUGCCAGGCCACUGCCGUGCCUCGCAGCAGGUCGCAUGUGGGAACUGGUGCCUGCGAUAGUAGCUUCAGGUCUCCCGUGCCCAUUCAUCUGGAGCACCAGGGCUGUUUGAGCACGUGGGCCUACAGGUUCCGGUUCUGUGGCCUGCAUUGUCUGGAAGGCCGCUGCUGCAGCCCCUACCACACCAGGACUGUCAACAUGGCCUUCCGCUGCCCCCAGGGCAGGAUGAUCCACCAGCAGGUGAUGAUGAUUGAGUCCUGCUCCUGCCACCACUACAAUUGUCCCCAGUCCCCAUUCACAGCCUACAGGAGAGCCAUUCCCUGGCUUUAG
Oncorhynchus masou masou (cherry salmon) is the source of this 1089-nucleotide messenger RNA. Its product is annotated as CCN family member 5-like. The record is from RefSeq and is a predicted model, not a curated record. Gene Ontology annotation, molecular function: heparin binding; integrin binding. Bases 1 to 1089 code for a protein of 362 amino acids. The transcript is spliced from 5 exons. NCBI's taxonomy places the organism in Eukaryota, Metazoa, Chordata, Actinopteri, Salmoniformes, Salmonidae. Gene Ontology annotation, biological process: signal transduction; cell adhesion. Gene Ontology annotation, cellular component: extracellular region; extracellular matrix.